Molecule: messenger RNA, 524 nt
Organism: Phialemonium atrogriseum
Lineage: Eukaryota; Fungi; Ascomycota; Sordariomycetes; Cephalothecales; Cephalothecaceae
Exons: 2
Coding region: 1-519 (172 amino acids)
Source: RefSeq, a predicted model, not a curated record
AUGGAUCCUCCCUCAAAUCCGCUCCGCGGAUUUUUGAACAGAAAAACUCCGACUCUUACGUGCGCUAUCAACCGAGGUACCACCAGUGUCAACCCGGAUUGGCCGGAAUUGGGAACGAUCAGCCGAUGGACAGACUUCACUCAGAAGAACAUCGAGGAUGCUUAUGGACACAUCCUAAACAGGGAUAUGGGAUCCCUUUCACCGCCAUCUCUGACCGAGCAGCUUGACGAAGGCGAACUGGAGCUCAGAACGCAGCGCGACUUUCAGGACUUGGUUGACCGCAACAUCAAAGUCCUUCAAGACGCCUUGGUGGAAGGAAAGGACAGGCUCGGGGCCUACGCUGGAGCGACUCUGAAACAGGGCUGCAGGGAGCACCCGGUGCGAUCCAACAACGGUGGUUUAUCCUGGCCCGACCACUCGAUUUACCUGGACGAGUCCCCACCCAUCAUCCUUGUCAUUGGGCUAUGGAAGGCCCUGCAGACCUUACUGCAGACCUUGCGAUAUGGUGGUUGGCUGUGAUGGGG